Messenger RNA from Penicillium vulpinum, 795 nucleotides. RefSeq lists its product as uncharacterized. The record is from RefSeq and is a predicted model, not a curated record. Lineage: Eukaryota; Fungi; Ascomycota; Eurotiomycetes; Eurotiales; Aspergillaceae. Bases 1 to 795 code for a protein of 264 amino acids. The transcript has 3 exons.
AUGGGCUCGCCGAAAAGCGUUUUUGCAGAUGCCCCAAUGAAGGCUAUUGUUGGCAAAAGCAAAACCAUCUUCUAUGUCCAUCCCGGUGUCUUGCGGCAGGGCAUAUCUGCGUUGACUGCUAUGGUGGCCGGGCCAUGGCAUAAGGCCGGAGAAAAAGUAAUAGACUGGUCCUGUUUUGAUGAAGAAACUAUUAACUGUGUCCUGGGAUUUUGUUACGGUCAACGGCCAUAUUGUAUCCCAUGGCAGUCAGCUAUCAACAAUGGAGAGUCCGUACCAGAGUCAGUAUUAACAAAAUCAGAUGCCGAGGAAGAUGCUGAGCCUAAAUCCUCGCCUACCAUCCGAAGCUACACGGGGGAUGCUAUUGUACUGCAUGCAAAAGUCUAUUCAUUCGCCCAUCAUUACCUCGUUGAUGAUCUACAAAGCUUUGCCUUGAUGCAGAUGAAGGACUGCUUUGAGCCAUGUCUAAAAGAAUACAGCUCUUCUCCCAAAGCAACUUGUCGCUGUCUUGCAGACGCGAUCCAGAUCAUCUAUGGAAACACAUUCUCGUCAAAUAAUAACGUGAAUCCUGCUCGCAAACAAAUAUCUGGGUUUAUUGCCGCCUCCUAUGAUAAGCUAAGUCACUAUUUUGCUCACUUUCAUGAAGAUACUGGGACCUUCAUGAUUGACCUAGCUUUCGAGUUGUCGAGACUGCUCCAGUCAAUGAAGGCUGACCUUAUAAGCAAGGAGUAUCAAAUUGAUGCUCUUCUUCCUCCUGAACCAAAAAAACAAAGGUGUAAAAUUCAGCCACUGCGCUAA